Messenger RNA from Suillus fuscotomentosus, 1776 nucleotides. RefSeq lists its product as uncharacterized. The record is from RefSeq and is a predicted model, not a curated record. Bases 341 to 1603 code for a protein of 420 amino acids. The transcript is spliced from 3 exons. NCBI's taxonomy places the organism in Eukaryota, Fungi, Basidiomycota, Agaricomycetes, Boletales, Suillaceae.
CUUAGUUUGGUUCCAUUUUUCCGAAGGUUUGUCGACAACUUGCUUGUUGACCUAAUGGUAGAAACAGGUUACGAUUCGUCAUUGAUGUCCUUACUUUUCGUUCUUGCGAUCCUCAUAUUCGCAUGUUUAGGAUGGUGUUUCCUGUCGUCAUGCAUGGGAACACCCCUGCUUCGUUCCUUAUCUGACCUAUGGAACCUCAUGGUUAUAUCUGGCUUAGUAACUGAUACUGCCAGCUCGAGAAGACGGAGAGCACUUGGGGAGGAUAAUUUAUGGGAGAUGACGGAUUACAGAAGAGGACCGUAAAAACACCCUCACAGAUUUACAGUUGCACUGCUGCGGCAUGGAAAAUACUAUGGUCUUGGACUUGGAGGUGUCUUGGACCAGAUCAUUUACUAUUUUAACCCAUUUGCACCUCAUGAUCAUGCGUCAUGACCGUGACGUGGACACGCACUUGGGCUGUGUUGCAGACCUAUUCACAAUCAUAAUGCAAGUGUCGUCAGCUCUGGGCAGGCACAAAAUUCCCCGCGAAAGAACCGUGUCUGAGACAUGUUAUGCCUCACCUGUGCUCACGAUUCGGGUUCGAGCCUGUGGUUUGGUCUGGAAUUAUUGCACAAACGUCGUCGUCGACAGGUUUCACCAUCUCUGUCAGCCACCGUUCUGCAAAGGUAUAAAGACCCAUCCAUGCCUCUGCAAUCCUUACCCACAUCUUUCCCUGCUUUCUGUCUUAUCAGACCACUCUAGCGCUCCAUUUAACGACCUUUACGAACCUUUCUUUCUAAAUAUCCUCAUAAUGCGCUUCCUUUCCCUCUAUAUCGUCUUUAUCUCGUUCUCACUUGCUCUCUUGCUUUCCGGGGGUGUCCAAGGCAUACCAGUCAGUGUCUCCAAUCCCAAUGCACCACCACGUCAUACGGAGGUGCAUAGGCGCGACGCCGCGGGCUCCCUUAUCUCUGUUGUGGUUGGCAUCAUAUCGUCCAUUCUUGGCUCACUUAAUCUUCCAGUGGAAGCAGUGCAACCAGUACAGGACGCAAUUGGCCAUGUACAGAAUCUGACCGCUAGUCUGCCCCCCCUGCCAGCCUUACCAAUUUCAGCUUUGCCAAUUCCACGGAACGCAGUAGAAGCGGUCGGCGUCGGCAGUUCUUACUCUUCCUCGUCGACUGUUCAGGCAAACUCGACUGCCUCCCCUUCUCAGGCGUCAAACGCCGUCGCCUCUGCGUUGGGUGCUCAUCAGCAGGCUGGUGUGCACACAGGUCGUGGACGCCACAUUCACCAUCGUGAUACAACCUCAGCAUCUGCACCAUUGUCUUCAGGCUCGGCGCAUGCCUCAUUGACCAGCGCUUCUGGUUCAGUGCGUGUCCCCCUAGCUAGCGCCUCGGGCAAGCCUGCUCUUGCUGUGGUUCCUGCUCUCCCAGUAUCACUACCCAUCCCAAACCCUUCUCUCCCGGUACCGGUGCCUGUCUCGCUUCCUUCUCUCCCAGUAUCGGUGCCUGUCCCGAUUCCUUCUCUCCCAGUCUCGCCACCUAUCUCCGUCCCGAUUGCCGCCGCAUCCCCCAUGCCCCCCAAGACCUCUGGUACAACCAAAGGCAAGAGGACUCACCACAGGUAAUAGCCUUCCAUAAUUGCAUAGCUGGCCUCCGCUGUAGGGACUUCAUCGUGUUGAGCGAAUUGUGGGUCCGCUCCGUGUUGAAUAGUUUAUCCUCGCGUUGUAGGCCGCUAUGUUAUUUGGUUGAGCCUCAUGCCUAUUAUGUAAUGAUUGGCGCUUUGAAAUUUGAAAUUCAU